AUGUCGCUGAAUAUUCCCGGCGCCCCGAAUGCUGGCUUGUUCAAGCAGGGCUAUCAAAACUAUGACUCGGAAGAUGGGGCAGUUCUGCGCAACAUCGACGCCUGUCGGGCCAUCUCGUCGACGGUCCAGACGUCGCUGGGUCCCUACGGCCGCAACAAGAUCGUCAUUAACCACCUCCAGAAGAUGAUUCUCACCUCUGACGCCGCUACCAUCCUGCGCGAGCUUGAUGUAGUCCACCCCGCCGCCAAGCUGCUCGUCAUGGCCAGCCAGCAGCAAGAGUCCGAGAUGGGCGACGCCACAAACCUCGUCAUCGUCCUCGCCGGCGAGCUGCUCAAGAAAGCCGAGGAUCUAUUACGCAUGGGGCUCAAGACAUCUGACAUCGUCACUGGCUACGAGCGCGCGCAAAAGAUUGCUCUCGACACGCUCGAGGAACUCGAGAUUGACAAGGUUGGGAACUUGCGGUCACAGGAGGAGCUCAGCAAGGCCAUCCGGACCGUCAUCGGCAGCAAGCAAAACGGCAACGAGGAGUUGCUGGCCAGUCUCGUCGCCGAGGCCGUUCUGUCGGUGCUACCCAAGAACCCGGCCAAUUUCAACGUUGACAACAUCCGCGUCGUCAAGAUCAUGGGCGGCAGCCUCGACCAGAGCCGCGUGGUCAAGGGGAUGGUGUUCGGCAAAGAGCCUGAUGGAUCCGUCAAGAAGGCAAAGAAGGCCAAGGUCGGCGUCUUCACCUGCCCCAUCGACAUCAGCCAGACAGAGACCAAGGGCACCGUAUUAUUGAAAAACGCAAAGGAUAUGCUUGAGUUCUCCAAGGGCGAGGAGGAGCGCCUCGAGGCCACCAUUAAGGAGCUGCACGACGUCGGCGUGCGUGUCGUCAUAGCGGGCUCCACCGUCGGCGAGUUGGCCAUGCACUACCUCAACCGCUACGGCAUCCUGUUCAUCAAGAUCCUCAGCAAGUUUGAGCUGCGGCGAGUGUGCCGGGUCGUAGGCGCCACCCCCCUGGCCCGGCUAGGUGCGCCCAUGCCGGACGAGAUGGGUAGCAUCGACGUGGUUGAGACGCAGGAGAUUGGCGGCGACCGGGUGACCGUCUUCCGGCAGGAGGACGAGGCCACAAGGACGGCAACGCUCGUCCUUCGCGGCGCCACCCAGAACCACCUGGAUGACAUUGAGCGGGCCGUGGAUGACGGCGUCAAUGUUAUCAAGGCUAUCACCAAGGACGCCCGUCUGGUCCCUGGUGCUGGUGCGACAGAGAUUGAGCUCGUCGAGAGGAUACAGGCUGUCGGCGACAAGACGCAGGGGCUGGCGCAGUACUCGAUCAAAAAGUUUGGCGAGGCCUUUGAGGUGGUGCCGCGGACCUUGGCUGAGAGCGCGGGUCUGGAUGCCACCGAGGUUCUCAGCCGGCUGUAUGCUGCCCAUCAGAAGGAGGACGGCUGGUCUACUGGUGUCGAUAUCGAGAACCAGGAUAACACGGGAAUCCUCGAUGCUGAGGACGAGGGUAUCCUUGACCUGCUUGUGAGCAAGCAGUGGGCUAUCAAGCUUGCCACUGAGGCUGCCCGGACAAUUUUGUCGGUUGACCAGAUUAUUGUUGCCCGGCAAGCUGGCGGGCCGAAGCCGCCUGGACCCAACCCUAACUGGGAUGAGGACUGA
Molecule: messenger RNA, 1644 nt
Organism: Parathielavia appendiculata
Lineage: Eukaryota; Fungi; Ascomycota; Sordariomycetes; Sordariales; Chaetomiaceae
Product: T-complex protein 1
Exons: 4
Coding region: 1-1644 (547 amino acids)
Biological process (GO): protein folding
Cellular component (GO): chaperonin-containing T-complex
Molecular function (GO): ATP hydrolysis activity; ATP binding; ATP-dependent protein folding chaperone
Source: RefSeq, a predicted model, not a curated record